CUGGAAAUCCCCGGGAAUGCCCUACGGUCUUUUCGGGGGUUGCCCAGGCGUGUUCCACGACUUAGAAGACAGCGAGCCCCCUGCCAAAAGCCCGAAGGAUUCGGCCCCGCUCUCGGCGCGGGGAUAACGGCAGAGCGGGGCCAUUAUCGGCCUCUCGAGACCUACCCGGGACUCGGUGAUUUUCCUCGCGCGUUGAUAUAUAUUGACGGAGAGAUUUGAUAGACUCAGACAGUUUCCGUCAUCAAGUUCUAAUUCGAAGAAACCUCUCACACGCGCAUCGCAGUGAUCCAAAUUCAUCACCUCAACCGCAGAUUCAAUCAUGAGUGACCUCUCCGAGACUUUCACCACGCUAGCAUCUCAGCUUUCGCAGCUGGCGACUUCGACCUCAAGCGAUGAUGAAAAAAACAACGCCGCCGUUGACAUUGCAACAAAGAUCCUCACGGCAACUCGAGGACCGAUACCAGACUGGAUGGACCGGAUGAUUAACGUCAUGGAACUGACUGGACUGAAGGUGCUACUUGACUGGAACGCCCUGGAUAUGAUACCGUCGGAAGGCUCUAUCACAUAUGCUGACUUGGCCCAAAGGCUGUCCGCGGAUGAGCCUUUACUUCGACGGCUAGCAUGGGUUCUUGUUUCUAGUGGUAUGCUACGUCAAGUUGGUAAAGACAAAAUUGCGCAUACAGAAAAAUCUCGCCAAUAUCUUCCCGGGACGCCUGAUGAGCUCUUGCUGCACAUGAUGUUUGAGGAGCAUGUUAUGACGGCUCUGAAGCUACCCGAGUACUUUGAACAGUACGGCCGCCGGGAGCCGGCCACUCGCCGGCACACUCCCUAUGCCUUUUCACGCGGUCAGCCAGAAAAAGAGAUUUGGGAGAUUCACCAAGAGAACCCUGCGCAGGUAAAGAGGUUUAUGGGAGUAAUGGAGACAGUGCAGUCAUUCAUCCCUCUAGUUGGAAUCUACGACUUUGGCUGGGUGGAGACGAAGCUGUCUGAGCAGCACGACAGGCCGCUCCUUGUGGAUGUGGGUGGCAGCAAGGGCCAUGCUAUCAAGGCCAUUAUGAAGGAGAACCCUUUCAUUCCAGCCGAUCGCAUCACUCUACAGGACAGAGAUGAGGUGAUUCAACAGGUUGUCGAACUCAAAGAUUCAGGGCUCGAUGGCGUACACCUUCAGGUACACGAUUUCCACAAAGCGCAACCUGUCAAAAACGCACUGAUUUAUUGGAUCCGGCGAUGUCUGCACGACUAUGGAGACGACGACUGUGCCACGAUGCUCACGCAGCUAUCGGAUGCCAUGAGUUCGGACAGCAAGGUACUCAUCGUCGAGUACGUCCUUCCGAGCCCUCCCCCGCCCAUUGGCGCCAUGACAGACUUCAGCAUGCUCGGAAUUGGAGGAAAAGAACGGACAGCCAAUGACUGGGAGAUGCUUGUUGCUAGGUCUGGGCUUAAGAUUGAGAAGAUUCAUGGCCUAGACAUGAAGAUGCAGGUCAUUGAAUGUGUCAAGGCCUGAUUUGGAUAGGAAUGAGCGCCAUGGCCUUUGUUGAUAAACUACCGUAGAUUAGUUCUUGAUGUCGUGAUUUGAUAAAUGAUCACUACUUGGGUACUGAAUUUCGAGG
Molecule: messenger RNA, 1610 nt
Organism: Colletotrichum acutatum
Lineage: Eukaryota; Fungi; Ascomycota; Sordariomycetes; Glomerellales; Glomerellaceae
Product: O-methyltransferase
Exons: 5
Coding region: 320-1504 (394 amino acids)
Molecular function (GO): O-methyltransferase activity
Source: RefSeq, a predicted model, not a curated record